This is a messenger RNA of Stylonychia lemnae, 1230 nucleotides long. The record is from the annotation of a GenBank genome assembly. NCBI's taxonomy places the organism in Eukaryota, Ciliophora, Spirotrichea, Sporadotrichida, Oxytrichidae.
AUGAAGUAAAGCUAAGUUAUAGCCUCUGAGACUUAGCAAUCUUCAAAGAUUAGAAUAGGAUUCGGAAGCUCAGCCCAAAACACGCCUCAAAAUUAAAACUUCGGAAUGGAUUACUCAGAUGAUGAUGAGGAUGAUGAUGAUGACGAUGCCAGUGAUUCAAAUGAUGUAGUUUAUCAAUAAAAAACAAAUGAGAGGUAAUCCAUCGGGAGAGGGAGAUCAGCAAAUAACAAUCAAAAUAAGAUCUAAAUUAAAUAGACUAAUGACAGAAAAGUAAGACUGAAUCUUAAGGCAACCAAUAAUAAACAAGAGGACUCUGAUGAUGAUAUAAAUGAGAGCAAUGGGGAUGAUGAUGAAGAUGAUGUAAUGAGCGAAGACCUAGAAUAGAUUAAUCAGAAUGAUGAAGAUGAUGAGGAAAUGAGUGAAAGUGAAUUUGAAUCAAGUGAUUCGGAUGCACCUAAAAAGGGAAAAAGAGGCAACAGAUAAAAAAACCAAGACUUAUCUGCUCAACUUAUCGCUAACUAAAUCGAUUUAGAAAAGCUUACUAAGAGAUAAAGAAUGGCUUAUCUUAAUAAGUAGAAUGAAUAAGAAAAGCAAUAGUAGUAAUAGAUAGCUAUAGGUAAGCAUAAUAGAGAAAGCUUGCUUUCAGAUCCACAUAAUGACAAUGUAUUUUACGCUCUAGCCCAUAAAAAGCCCAUCUAAAAAGUCUAGAUAGAUAAUGAAGAAGAGUCUUAAGAAAAACCAUUAAAAAAGAGAGGUCCUGGCAGAACUUCAGUAAACUAGCAACAAGCAGAUGAGAUAAAAAGAUUAUAACUUGAAAAACUUCUAGAUGAUUAAAAGAAAAAAUUUUAAGAUAGAGAAAAGAAGCUCCAAGCUUUGGGAGCUGAAAUUCUUGGACAAGGUACUGUGGGUAGAUAUAUUAACCAAAAUUAGAGACUUAUAAUGCCAAAGUAGAAGAUAUAACAAUGUGGGCCAUGCAUAAAAACAAUUUAUAAGGAUAACAAUGUAAAGAUGGUAUUUCCCCAAGGUAUAAUGUUGCCAGAAGUUUUAAGAUAGAAAAUAAACAUUCAUGAACUAGAGAAUAAAAUGGUCUAAAGAUAAGAGAUGAAUUAAUGUUCAAAUUGUGGAACUCACUAAAAGAAGUAUGUGUGUUCUAAAACUCACAGAGUCGCUUGCAGUUUUGAGUGUUAUAAAUUGAUCCAGAGUGAUAAUAUGCUGAUGGCAGUUCAAUGA